AUGGCUGUCACCACCUUCACUGAGGAGAAGACUUCUCCACUUCCACCCAAAAGAAUAUUCAAGGCCUCCAUUGUUGAUUCUCAUAACUUGAUCCCAAAGUUGAUGCCACAAGCUAUUAAAAGCAUUGAAGUUCAAGGUGAUGGAGGUGGAAAUUUUAAGUCCAUAAAGUAUCGCGUUGAUGAACUUAACGAGGAGGCAUACAUAUAUAAGUACACAUUGAUCGAAGGUGAUGGAUUGGUAGACAACCUUGAGAAGAUAACUUAUGACGUGAAGUUUGAGCAGUCAGCAGAUGGUGGUUCUAUCUCUAACAUACUAAAAAAUAAAGAGCAAUAG
Messenger RNA from Solanum stenotomum, 333 nucleotides. RefSeq names its product major strawberry allergen Fra a 1-2-like. The record is from RefSeq and is a predicted model, not a curated record. NCBI's taxonomy places the organism in Eukaryota, Viridiplantae, Streptophyta, Magnoliopsida, Solanales, Solanaceae. Gene Ontology annotation, cellular component: nucleus; cytoplasm. The transcript has 2 exons. The coding region runs from base 1 to 333 and encodes 110 amino acids. Gene Ontology annotation, molecular function: protein phosphatase inhibitor activity; signaling receptor activity; abscisic acid binding. Gene Ontology annotation, biological process: abscisic acid-activated signaling pathway; defense response.